Messenger RNA from Perkinsus marinus ATCC 50983, 173 nucleotides. RefSeq lists its product as hypothetical. The record is from RefSeq and is a predicted model, not a curated record. Lineage: Eukaryota; Perkinsozoa; Perkinsida; Perkinsidae. The annotation marks the transcript as partial. The transcript has a single exon.
GCUUUACUUGAACGCCAUAGGGAAGCUUUAGAAGUUCAGCGUGCUGAACUAGCGGCCGAACAUAAACUCCAAAUGGAGAUAAAAACAGAGGCGAUAAGGAGAGAAUGCGACGCUCUAGUGCUGAUCGAGAGGGACCGCUGCCGGCGGCAGGUCCGCGAGGAAAGCCGAACCGC